AUGAAGAGGUACCUCCUAGAGCGAGGACUCCUCCCCGGAAGUGACUUCAAGAAGGCCAUCAAAAUCGAGAAGGUGCACACCAUGAACGCCCUCCUCCGUAAAGCUCAAGCCUUCAUCGAUUUCGAAGAAGGAGAAGCUGCUGCCAUUAAAGCCUCGCGAGGCAAUGAUGCCGCCCGUAGUUCGAACUACGAGAACUCAGGUUCGCGACGGGGACAUGAAAAGAGGAGAGAUGACAGGUCACACGACGCCAAAGAGCGCCGAGGACCAGCUGGUCGCUUCAACGACUAUACCCCUGUGAAUGCUUCAAGGGAGAAAAUCCUGGCCGAGUGCAAAAAUACCGACUUCAAGAAUUCCAGCAUCAGGCCCCCGAAGUCAAACCCCGCCAGGCCAGGAACUGACAAGUCCAAGUACUGCAAGUACCACAAGAGUCACGGGCAUCUAACCAAGGAAUGCAUUCACCUUAAGGAUGCCAUUGAGACGCUGAUCAAGGAAGGUCGCCUUUCAAAAUACCCAAAGAAAGGAGAACCUUCCCGGAGGGACGACCAACGAAACUCUGACGAGGGCAACUCGCCGGAUAACCGACCUCUGCAAGUAGCCCUGUCCGUCACCCGUCUUGAGGACUUCAUACCUUCGGUUGGAGAAACCACCGCAUUUAGCGAAUGGGAAAGAUUCCCGACCGCCAUGGUCGUCUCUAACGGCGGGGAUCCUGGUUCUCUCACCAUCAGCUCGGUGAAGAGAAAGUUCGAUGAAUUGCUCAGCGCCAACGCAGACCUCGGCCCUACUCUGCGGAAGUUCAAAGGAAAAUCAGAUCCAAUUACCUUCUACUUAGAAGAACUGCCCGGCGGAGCUUCCAACGCCACAAUUCCCCUACUCGUCCGGGCUAGAAUGGCAAAUUUUGACGUCCGACGAGUCCUAGUCAACGAAGGCAGCUCGAUCGACAUCAUGUACUCUCACCUCUUCCAGACACUCCAACUGGACGACUCACACCUCACUCCUUAUGUGGGUUCUGACCUCCAAGGCUUCAACGGAGCCACCACCAAACCUUGGGGACGAGUGGCCACCAUCAACGCCGACAUUGAAGCCGCCAGAAGAAUCUUUGACGCCUCCGUAAAGGGGCUGCAACUGAUCGCCCCCCAUCCAGCUCCAACAAGAAGCCAAGGGCCGUAG
This is a messenger RNA of Vicia villosa (hairy vetch), 1167 nucleotides long. RefSeq lists its product as uncharacterized. The record is from RefSeq and is a predicted model, not a curated record. The transcript is spliced from 2 exons. Lineage: Eukaryota; Viridiplantae; Streptophyta; Magnoliopsida; Fabales; Fabaceae. Bases 1 to 1167 code for a protein of 388 amino acids.